GAACCAGUAUGAGGCUAAGGCUAUGAGCCACUGACGUGUGACGCGACGCGAUUGCUCAAAAGCAAGGGAUAAACAAUAGUACGAGGCACCGCAUUGUUGAGACUUGAGACUUGAGUUAUGGCACUUGUUGAAGCCUAUGCUUCUCUUUCAAUCUCUUCUGGUGUUGCUCGUCUUUUCACUCCACCAAAAUGCUCUCCCACCGCUCACUUUCCUCAUCGGAAUUUUGUUGCAACUCGACCAUCAUUCAUCGCUGGUUCCCCACUCUUGAUUCAAAGAAAUCAUGGAAGGAAAGCUGCAUGCAAAGCAAUCCCUGUUCCAAUAAGAUGUGAGCAAAGUACCCAACAAGGGAAUGGUCUGGAUGUGUGGCUAGGCAGACUAGCCAUGGUUGGCUUUGCAGUAGCGAUCACUGUUGAAAUUUCUACUGGAAAGGGACUCCUAGAGAACUUCGGAGUCCCAACUCCACUGCCUACAGUUGCCCUUGCAGUAACAGCACUGGUGGGUGUCUUGACAGCAGUUUUUAUCUUCCAAUCAGCCUCAAAGAGCUGAUUACAUGUUUAGGCUGGUUGUGAUUGUUGUAAAUUCUUAAGCUGGGAAGUUUCAAUUUUCAAGAUAAAAUUUAUCUUUUUGUAUCCUGUAAUAUUUGUUUGGUGGAAAGAAAGAAUUGUUAUUAAAGCCCAGAAAAGUUAAUGACGCCUUAAGCCAUAGAAUAAUGGCGUCACCUUUCCCUGUUGCCUUCAAACGAAUCUUUGUUAUCCCCAUUGCAUUAGUUAGUUACGAAUUAAUGAUGAA
Messenger RNA from Glycine soja, 789 nucleotides. Its product is annotated as stress enhanced protein 1, chloroplastic-like. The coding region runs from base 118 to 546 and encodes 142 amino acids. The transcript is spliced from 4 exons. The record is from RefSeq and is a predicted model, not a curated record. NCBI's taxonomy places the organism in Eukaryota, Viridiplantae, Streptophyta, Magnoliopsida, Fabales, Fabaceae. Gene Ontology annotation, biological process: cellular response to high light intensity.